Glycine soja is the source of this 3066-nucleotide messenger RNA. RefSeq names its product F-box protein SKIP14-like. The transcript has 2 exons. Gene Ontology annotation, cellular component: cytoplasm. The record is from RefSeq and is a predicted model, not a curated record. Bases 522 to 1994 code for a protein of 490 amino acids. Gene Ontology annotation, molecular function: protein binding. NCBI's taxonomy places the organism in Eukaryota, Viridiplantae, Streptophyta, Magnoliopsida, Fabales, Fabaceae.
CCUCCAUUUGUUGCGGACGAAUCUGACCCUUGCCUCUUUGUUGACUAUCUAGAUCCCUUUUCCGAAUUAGCCAAAAUUUAGAGAGGAGCGUAAUUUCUCUCUCCUUCUGUUCCUCUCUCUCAUUCUUUUCUUGGCUACUUACAAACCCUAAUUUUCCAAAUCACGUUUUUUUUCUAACUAUUUCUGCCUAACUUUCUUCUACCUCCUCUAGAUCCACCCCCAUUCCGCAUCAACAACAACAACAACACAUUGUUAUCUCAAUGAUCCAUUUGGUCCAUACUCCACUUGGUUUUUUUUAUCAAUUCCCUUCAUAAAAAUAUUCCCCUCUUUUUUCUGCAGCGAUCUAUUUGUGCGUUGGAGGUGCGUGUUUUUGUGAUUUCCUCCAACCCAAUUGAGAGAAAAAAAAUGAGAAAUUGGGCAUUGCGGAUUGAUGGGGUUGUUCUUUUGAAUCUCUGUUAUUCUUUGUAGGGUUUGUGUUUCUCUCUGUUACAGUGACUUUUGAUAGAACAAAAAAAAAAAGAAUGGAUUCUGUUGGGGAAUCGAGCUUUUUGGUUCCUCAGGAGAAGGGUUCGUGCCCCUCUAUUGGGUCAGUGUUGGAUGGCUAUUUGAUCAAUUGUUGCAGCCUGUGUGGUUUCAAUGAGAAAUUGGAAGGAGAGACAUGUUUUGAGAUGAUCAAUGCUUUGUUGGGUGAUUUGGAUGAUACAGAAGAAGUCGUAAUUGAAGAUGAUGUUCUUGAUCGGUUGCCAAUGGAUCCCUUUGGAAUGAACAUAACGGCAUUCUCAGAUUGGAUUGAGGAUUUUGAAUGGGGUUUCCGACCCCUGGAUGUUGAGUUUGAGGUGGAUGAAACGCAUGAAAAGAUUGGUGAUCAUGAUCAUCUCCACUUUUUGGGUCUUAGUUGGGAUUUUAAUGGCCCUGAGAAUUUGCAGCCUCAGACGGUUGAUGCUAAGGGGAACGAUAUGUUGGUUUCUGGUGAUGUUUUCAAUGGAUAUCAAAAUUUUGAUGUGGUGUUUGAUGAGGGCAUUGUGGCCGAUGGAAGCACAAGGGGGUUUCUGAGUGUUAGCCAACGUCAUGGGGACUAUAGGGUUCAAAGCAAGGAAGCCGAGGAAUCGCGAAACUACACCAAAAUUGAAUGUGAUGCUGAAGGAGGUUUUCCACAUGAUGCUUUGUUUUUUGUGUUGGGUUAUCUAGGUGUGAGGGACCUUCUCUCUGUUGAAGGGGUUUGCAAAUCUUUGUGUGAUGCUGUUAGAGGUGAUCCUUUGUUAUGGAGAACCAUGCACAUUGAUCAGCCAUUAAAUGAGAGGAUUACGGAUGAUUCACUAGUAAAGUUAACCAACAGGGCUCAAGGUACUCUUCAGCAUCUGGCCCUAGUGAACUGCUUAUGGAUCACUGACAGUGGUCUUGGACGAGUUUUACAAAGUAACCCGAGAUUGAUGAAGCUAAGUGUGCCAGAUUGUAUUAGACUCACAAUUGAGGGCAUCUUAUUCAACCUAAGGGCUCUAAAAUCAUCUGGAAAACUUGGUAUAAAGCACUUGCGAAUUGGUGGGCUUGCUGGUGUGUGUCAUGUGACCGAUCAGCAGUUUGAAGAGUUGAAGGAAUUACUGGAUGCAAGCAAGUAUUUGCAACAGCAAGACCAGAAGCCACAAUUCUACGGAGAGUAUUCACAUAUCACAUGUGAGGAUGACCGUGCAAUUGACAUAGAGGUGUGUCCAAGAUGCGAGAAACUGAGACCUGUUUAUGAUUGCCCCGCCGAGAGUUGUCAACCGAAACAUCAGGCUUCUCAGCUGUGUAGGGGUUGCACAAUAUGCAUAGCACGUUGCCUCCAUUGUGGAAGAUGCAUUAAGGACUUUGAUUAUGAAGAGACAUUUUGUUUGGACUUGCUUUGUUUAAAUUGUUGGAACCAGUUCCUGCAUUGUCCGGAAAAAGGGGGAAAGGAAGCUACAAAGUGUACUAUUAUUAGUCAGACAACCAUGUAUCAGUUUUGUCUCUAUGGCUAGGAGUGCCCCUGGUCUGCAUGGUCUUUUGACAUACAUUGGAUCAGAAUCUGCACAUUUGGUUGUCUGGUAGUUUUUGAUGUGCAAAUUGAGCUGAGUGUGCAUGGUAGAACAUUCGUGGUGGUAUUUUAAUUACUCAACUGCUGAGCUUGAGUUGCAUAACGUGUGGCUGAGCUUUUCUAAACUGUGAUGAGGAAGAAGAAAAAAGGAUUUUGGAGGUGAAAAAUUAUUGAGAUCGAAUAAGAAAAACAAUUAAAAAAAUACUUGGUGUUGAAUAUAUGGGUGGAUUAAUGGAAAAAGAGAAGUGGGGGGUGGUCUCAUGUAUAGCAUUUUCUGACCAAGCCCAGCUUCAUGUUGUGACAUCUUCUGCAGUGGAAUCUGAGUUCAUUUAAGUGAAGCAUGUUAAUUUUGCUUCAUUUAAUGAUGUGGCAUGUGUAUAGAUUUUUCCUAACAUGAGUAGCUUUGUGACACACGGUGCCACUAUCUCCUGCAGGUUUCAAUGAAAUCGCAUUCAUUGAAGUGAGAACGAACAAUGUGUUUUACUUGAUGUUUGAUGUAGUGGUGAUGCUGAAGAAGGGCAUAUGGUGGUGCUUGCAGUGGAUCUUUUAUCUUCUGUUCAUUGCGUCAAGGAAAAUGUUGCCAUUGUUGGUUAGUGUGCUAUUCUGCUUACAAUAAAUCAUCUCAAAGAGAAGCUACAUUGUCGAGCACAGUGGUCUGGCUUGUCUGGGGUUCUAGGAGAAUAAUUGAAGGUUUUUCUGCAGCUGUGUAAUAAUGGCUGAAGCAAUAAGUUCAACCAUUCUACGAUAUGAUCAUACGCAAUAAGCCAGCCUGAUUCAAUGAAGAAAGAUUCCCCUCCAAUAAAAAUAAAUAAAUGUACCUUUUCCCCAGUUGAGUCAAUGUAAAUACUGGUCUCAGGAAAUUGAGACAAUGUCACAUUAUCCUUGUUGCUAGAAACGGUUGAUGUUUCAUGUUUGACUCUUUAUGAUAAAGAAAAGGGGAAGAAAAAUUCCAAAUUUUAGUUGUGACUAUUUGUUGCAUUGUUUAUUUGUUUUAUUCAAGAGUUCUUUGCUUGUCA